This is a messenger RNA of Miscanthus lutarioriparius, 1230 nucleotides long. NCBI's taxonomy places the organism in Eukaryota, Viridiplantae, Streptophyta, Magnoliopsida, Poales, Poaceae. The record is from the annotation of a GenBank genome assembly.
AUGAGUCGCCCCGCGCCCCCGUCCCCGUCCUCGUGUCGCGCCCUCCGCCGGCCAGCUGCCCGCUUGCUCCGCGCCGGUGCGCCCCAGCCUCAGCCCUUCGGAGUCCGGCCUGACGGCCUGUGCGUCUCCUCAUUUGGGCGGCGUCCGGCGGCCACAGGCAGCGGGCAGCGGCCAGUCCCAGGCGGCCAGCUCUCACUCUCCUGUCUCAUUGGUACCAUGGAUCUUACAAACCACCUCAAGGAGUGGGACGAGAUGGCUACCAAACUAAAGGCGGACUUCGAGGAUAUGAAAUUGAAGUUACAGCUUGACUGUUCCGACGCUGACAUCAGAACAAAACAAGUGCAACAACAAAAUGAGCGGUACAUAAUUUCUCAGCGAAAACUGCUGGACGAAGGGUCAACCAUUGAGCAGAAUGACGUUGCUGUGAGAAUGGAGGUCGCACUGGGUCGUCUGCUGAAGCAAGCGUUACAUGAUCAGCGUGCUGCCUUUGCCGAGAAGCUAAAGCAGGAACGCGCCGUCUUAAAUCAAUCCUUAUCAAAGGUCCUUGAAGAAAAUGAUGCCAACAUAAAGAAAGAGCGAGCCAACGUUGACUCCAUGAUUAAGCAGGCAGGGGAACAAAUGGAUAAGGAGUUGGAUAAUGAGCGCUCAAAAUUGAAGUCAAUGAUUCAGUCCUUGAUCGAACAAGAGGAGGGCCGGUCCUUGAUCCAAGAAGAGGAGGUCCGUGCCAACAUGAAUGUAGAGGUACAAGAUGGGAUCUACAUACCACGGAAAUACAUGCAUAUAUUAUUGGACAACGAGUGUGGCCCGGAUGUUGUAAUGCGAUUUAUCCUUCACUCAGUGAAGGAACUUUAUUCGGAUCUGAAGAAGUACUACGACAGUCGAGAAGAAUUAGGCCAGUUUACAAUUACAAAACCAGCCACUACUGUUAAGUUUGUCACGAUGUUGGGGGCUUUGAAACCUUUUGGAUAUAGGCCUCAAUCCUGCUCCUGGGAGUCAGCCAUCAACUGGGACAUGUCGGACAUGGAAACGGACUACAAUGAGGAAGAAGAACGAGGCUACUAUGACGAAGAAGAACAAGCUGGCAGAAUGACGAUGAGUGACAUUCAAACUACAGUGAAUCCAAAGGAGAUAGUGCAAAAUCGUUUGAUGAUGACAACGACUAUCCUAAGAAGCAAAAGGAUGACUAUCCUUCUGGAGAGGCUUGCAAUGACAUUAUGGCAUACUCCCUAA